AUGGCUCUCGUGGGUGGUGUGGAACUGCGGAAUGUUAUUCGUGUAGAACGUGUUGGAGCACAUUCACACAUCCAUGGUCUUGGAGUUGCUUCUAAUUUCGAUCCAGAAGAUGUUGCCGAUGGUAUGGUUGGACAAAUCCGAGCGAGAAAGGCCGCUGCUAUAGUGGUGAAAAUGGUUCAGACAGGUAAUAUCGCUGGACGAGGCGUCCUUAUAUAUGGUCAACCAGGAACAGGGAAAACCGCCAUAGCUAUGGGUAUCGCCAAAGCUCUCGGUCAGGACACUCCAUUCGUCUCAGUUUCGGCAUCUGAAAUAUUCUCAGUCGAAAUAAGUAAAAGUGAAGCUCUCACACAGGCUUUCCGCAAAGCCAUAGGAGUUCGUAUUAAAGAAGAGACAGAGGUUCUCGAAGGUGAAGUUGUUUCGAUUGAAAUGGACAGGCCAGCUACUGGAGUUGGACCAAAAGUUGGGAAAUUAUCACUGAAAACAACAGACAUGGAAACCAUUUACGAUCUUGGAAGCAAAAUGGUUGACCAGUGUAUUAAGUUGCGUGUUUGUGCUGGCGAUGUUAUUCAGAUCGAUAAAGGCUCAGGAAGACUUACUCGAGUGGGUCGUUCUGCAACGCGCUCACAUGAUUAUGAUGCUAUGGGGCCGCAAACGAAAUUCGUGCCUUGUCCAAGAGGGGAAAUUCAAACAACAAGGGAGGUUGUACAUACAGUUUGCCUGCACGAAAUUGAUGUCAUAAAUUCUCGCAGCCAAGGAUUUCUUGCGCUUUUCACCGGGGAUACUGGAGAAAUUAAAAGUGAAGUUCGUGAACAGAUCAAUAAGAAGGUUGCGGAAUGGCGAGAAGAGGGUAAGGCGAUGAUUCAACCAGGUGUGCUGUUUAUUGAUGAGGCCCACUUGCUAGAUCUAGAAUGUUUCUCUUUCUUAAAUAGAGCUAUGGAAUCUGAACUCAGCCCCUUGCUCAUCAUGGCGACGAACAGAGAUAGAGGUGUCGUCCGUGGAACUGAUGUAACCGCCAAUUACUGCCUUCCUCCUGAUCUCGUUGAUCGCCUUAUUGGUAUUGCAACAAAGCCGUAUACAAGUGAUGAAAUCGGUCGAAUUUUAAGUUUGCGUGCCGAUGAAGAAGGAGUUAGGUAA
Messenger RNA from Angiostrongylus costaricensis, 1134 nucleotides. NCBI's taxonomy places the organism in Eukaryota, Metazoa, Nematoda, Chromadorea, Rhabditida, Metastrongylidae. The record is from the annotation of a GenBank genome assembly.